CGCUCUCCUGUCUUUCUGCUUUGCUUCUUUUGUUACGUUGCGACCACGUUGGUUUUUGGUUUAUAGUCCAUUAGGUGUUUUACUGUUUUUUCAAUCAUGAGUCACGUCCUAAUAAGAUGGCUAAAUACGGGCAGGACCCGCCUUUUUGACGUUGUGAGCAUAAGGGACAUCGUUGACACAAAAAUCGGGGCGCUUAUAAUUCACAAUAGCAAAGAUCCAAGCGUGUUUGCAACCGACGUACUGAUACGUUGGAAGGGCGAGAAACACCCGGCAAGGAUCGAGGCUGUCGGGAGCGCCGCACAAAUGGAAAAGCGGUGUCAGCAAUUAACGAAAAACAAGGAGGUGAAAGAAGCGUCUUCUAAUGGGGCGUCGGAAGACGGCGACCAGUUGGAAACUUGCAAGCACUGCGAAGUACUGGAGGUAGAGAACAACUCAUUGAAGAGUCACAUGCAGGAGCUUCAGGAAGAGAACAACAAACUGAAGACUACCAUCGACUACAUAACCUCACAAAAGGAUGGGAUUGAAGGUGUAAGAUAUACCCUUUAG
This is a messenger RNA of Ixodes scapularis (black-legged tick), 546 nucleotides long. RefSeq lists its product as uncharacterized. The record is from RefSeq and is a predicted model, not a curated record. Bases 97 to 546 code for a protein of 149 amino acids. The transcript has 4 exons. Lineage: Eukaryota; Metazoa; Arthropoda; Arachnida; Ixodida; Ixodidae.